CCUCCCCCCUCCUGCUUGUCCUACUCGGUUACCGUGUCGCGCUCGCUCACCUCUCGUCUCUCCGGGAAUCCGAAGAACACCUAUCGAAAGUUCCAAACAUGGGAGACGAAAUAAUAAUGUCCGCUUGACUCAAGGGGAAGAGAUUUUCCAAGAUGCCAGGUCUUUUGUCCAGUCCUGGGAGUCUGACAGUCAUCUGGUUUUUAUCUUGGUCACUAGGUCUCAGUGGUGCCCAGAUUUGGACCAACGAAGUUUCGGACGUGCAGUACGGGCGCUUGGACUCCAAUGUGACACUGGCAUGUGGGAAGUCACAAAUGAAUAGGAUACCGGUGGCGUGGCAUCUCGACGACAACCAAGCGUUGCCUCGGCACAAAGUGACAUCGGAUGGAUCGUUGGUCCUGCUUCACGUUAACCUUUCAGCCCAGGGCAAUUACAGUUGCUAUGACAACCACGGGCUCCUCCUUCACUCCAUCAAACUGAGACUUGGCCACCCUCCAGGGCUGCUCAGCAUUUCCUGUCAAGUUCCUAAUCACACUCAUGUUCGCUGCUCCUGGGUAGAAUCAGUCAAAACCUUUCUUCCAGUCGAGUACAACGCCUCCCUCAGGGGUAAUGGACAAGCCGGGCAGCCUUGCCUGGUGGACCCAGUCCAUAAGUACUGCGAUGUCGAGCACCCAGCCUUUUGGCAGACGAUCCACACGCUUAGAAUCACGGCCACGAACGCGCUCGGUUCCGAGACAACAUCUGCCCGCUUUAAGCUGGAUAAGCUCUUAAAACCCGACCCUCCUGAGUCCCUGUUGGUCAAUCAGGUGGAAGGCUUUCCAAAGAGGCUUCUCAUCUCAUGGAACCUUCCAUCCUCGUGGCCACUACAUGAUGCUUUCCCUCUCGUGUUUCAUGUACGAUACAGGCCACAAGGAUCUCAGUACUGGUCAGAGGUUUACACCGAGGACAGUUCAGUGGAGAUUUUUGACGCCUUGGUUGGGCACCCCCAUCAAGUUCAAAUCCGAGCCAGGGACGAGCUUGACGCCGAUAGCCAGUGGAGUGACUGGACUCCUCUCCGUUACGGUCGGCCCUGGGAAGCCCCCGCCACGUCUGAACCUCUGGAGGAGAAUUUUCCAGACUAUUUUUUUCCCUUCAACACAAAGCCAGAAACAUCGACUUCAAAGUCACUUAGGCCGGUUCUGCAAGACGACGGUAAUUUGGGAUUGGUGAUUCUCCUGGUUUUGUUUGCCGUGGUUAUCGUAGCAACCGUCGUUUCCCUCAUCUUUGUGGUGUGGUUGAGGCAGAGGCGGCGUGAGCAUGUGACCAAACAAGAGCUCACCUCUAUGGUCAAAAUGAAGUCCUUGCCAGUUUGAUGUUAAAGUCAAACAUCAUCUACUCCUCGGCCCGUUCUAGGGCUCCUCCGAAAAGUCGGCCGUCAUGACAGCACGCCGACGUUCCGUAUCCAACUACCGUAGACGAACCGGAAUCCGUUUAAGAACUGUGACGACGCAAAACAAACUCUUUGACAUUUCCGCGCCAUGCAUCUGCAGCACGAGCCUCCUGGUGGGACGUUUCUAAUGACCCCUCAGGUUAUUUUAAUCGUCACGGGUUAUCCGGAUACAUAUAGCCGACAGACUCGACGCUGUGAAUGAGUUGAUCUGGCAGCAUUGAAGCGUCAAAGAGGCCUGAAGAAGGGCAGCUGGCAACAAGUGGGCAACUUGAAUUGUAUUGCAUGCUAAUGUCGUUUUUUUUUUUUUGUAUUCGUCCAUCCGCGGAUGUGUGUGAGCGCAUCGUAUUUGGGUUAAAAUAAAGGAAAAAUCUAAAUAAUUGACAAAUUGUUAACCUAGUUUGGUAUAGCCAAAUGCUUGUAUGUCUUACAGCUUUGGAGAAACAGGAAAAAAAAAAAAAUACAGGACAGUUUUAAGUCCCUUAUUUGACUAGUCUUAUUGUGGCCCGGUGAGAUAGCGGUUACCAUGGUUACCCAACAAAAGCCACUCACGCCGCUUGGGUCAUAAAAGCUUGUGAUCUUCGGGAAGCAGUAACGAGCGGCGCCCCGAAUACCUCAGUUUGUGUCGUAUUUCCUCUUCCAUUAUCUCGCCUGUGUUUUUGUCACCGUGUUGUCAUCCAAAAGCUGUGCAGUCACAUGACCGACCGUGUACGAUGUCAAGUUAGUAGCGCUUUGACGACCGUGUUCUCUCAAGCUAGCCCCGCAUAACACGCACAGAUCCAGUCGAAGCUUUGUUUUUGUGAGUUAUUGUAUAUCACAUGUAUGUCAUGAAACUUUUUUGGAUGGACGUAAGCAAUUCAGGAUCACACAGUUCAUUGGGAAAAUCAAAGGUGUUCAAAAGAAACUGUUUGUGGAAUUAAGAAUAGAUGGAAAUAUUUGAAUUUGAAAUUCCAGAUGACCACAUUUAAGAAUAUGUUUCUGGAGGAUAUCGGUAUUUAUGUCCCCAGCAUUGUUGCUGUUCUGUUAUUCUAUUGGACUGAUCAUUCAACAUGGUUUUCAUUUCAUUUUUUGGGGUCAAGUAGGAAGGUCCCAGACAAUCUAAGAAAUAUAUUUAAUGGAGAGGAUAGUGUUUGUUCUUUUCCAUUAAAUUCUAAUAUCUAAGAAAAAUAAAUAAUAAUUAAAAAGUGGAAGGGGUUGUUGAGUUAAACUUUUCAAUUAGAUUUAAACUUAGAUUUGUACUGACAACAAACACUUAGGAUUUUUUUUUUUCUUGGUGUUAAAAGACACAUUUUGUAAUAAAAUUACAUUUUUUGGGCAAAGUGCAGUAUUAGAGACUGUCCAUAAUUCCAUGUGAGCCUUUUCUUAGUCUUCAUAGAAACUUUGUCUUCUCUCUAUUUUGUGAUGCCAGGAGCCUCUUUCAGGCAUCUAUCCUCAGAUGUACAUAGUGUCUUUUUUUUUUUUUGGUGGCUUCAUUUGUUUGCCAGAUAUCACCAUAAGCUGUUAUUUGUGCCCUCCCUACCUUUGUAUGUUUCUGUAAAAAAAUAAAUACUAUUUUAUCACA
Molecule: messenger RNA, 2984 nt
Organism: Syngnathus typhle (broad-nosed pipefish)
Lineage: Eukaryota; Metazoa; Chordata; Actinopteri; Syngnathiformes; Syngnathidae
Gene: il11ra
Product: interleukin 11 receptor subunit alpha
Exons: 12
Coding region: 153-1349 (398 amino acids)
Cellular component (GO): membrane
Molecular function (GO): cytokine receptor activity; protein binding
Source: RefSeq, a predicted model, not a curated record